GGUCCCCCGGAGCCGGCCUUCGGGAGGUGCGGCCGGGAGGAGGCCUAGGCCUGCAGGCCGAGAGCAGCAGGGGCGGCCCGCGGGAGGGAGCGGAAGUCCCGGGACGGGCGCGGGCGGCUGCGCCAGCUGGGCGGGCGAGCUCUGCGCUCCCUCCCCAUGGCCGGGAGCGGACCGCGGCGACGGCGGCGGCGCUGAUAGGCCCCGGGCGGGGCGGGGCAGGCGGGCCCGGGCGGGGGCCUGGGGCCGAGGGGAAGAUGAGCGCCCUCCUAGAGCAGAAGGAGCAGCAGGAGAGGCUGCGGGAGGCCGCGGCCUUAGGGGACAUUCGGGAGGUGCAGAAACUGGUGGAGAGCGGGGUGGAUGUGAACUCCCAAAAUGAGGUCAACGGCUGGACUUGUUUACACUGGGCAUGCAAACGCAACCAUGGUCAGGUAGUCUCUUACCUGCUAAAAUCAGGAGCUGACAAAGAAAUUCUUACCACAAAAGGAGAAAUGCCGGUUCAGUUAACAUCAAGGAGAGAAAUCAGGAAGAUUAUGGGAGUGGAAGAAGAUGAUGACGAUGAUGACAACCUUCCCCAGCUGAAGAAGGAGUCAGAACUGCCCUUUAUUCCCAACUAUUUGGCUAACCCAGCCUUCCCUUUUAUCUACACACCCACAGCAGAGGACUCAGCCCAGAUGCAGAAUGGGGGCCCCUCCACACCUCCUGCAUCACCCCCUGCAAAUGGCUCACCUCCACUGCUUCCCCCUGGGGAACCUCCCCUGUUAGGGGCAUUUCCCCGGGACCAUAAUUCUUUGGCUCUAGUUCAGAAUGGUGAUGUGUCUGCCCCCUCUGCCAUACUCAGAACACCAGAAAGCACAAAACCAGGUCCUGUUUGUCAGCCACCAGUGAGUCAGAGCCGCUCCCUGUUUUCUUCUGUCCCGUCCAAGCCACCAGUGUCUCUGGAGUCUCAAAAUGGGACAUAUGCAGGACCAGCGCCAGCAUUCCAGCCAUUUUUCUUCACUGGAGCAUUUCCAUUUAAUAUGCAAGAGCUGGUACUGAAGGUGAGAAUUCAGAACCCAUCUCUUCGAGAAAAUGAUUUCAUUGAAAUUGAACUGGACCGACAGGAGCUCACCUACCAAGAGUUGCUCAGAGUAUGUUGCUGUGAGCUGGGUGUUAAUCCAGAUCAAGUGGAGAAGAUUAGAAAGUUACCCAAUACUCUGUUAAGAAAGGACAAGGAUGUUGCUCGACUCCAAGAUUUCCAGGAGCUGGAACUGGUUCUGAUGAUAAGUGAAAACAAUUUUCUGUUCAGGAAUGCUGCAUCCACACUGACUGAAAGGCCUUGCUAUAACAGGAGAGCUUCAAAACUGACUUACUAAUGCAGCAGGGACUUUUAUCACUGAGUAUUAUGACAGUGUGCAUCACCUCUGGGCCAAGGACAAGCCAUUGAUCUAAAUGCCUCGGAUGCCCAGGAGGGCCUCUGGUGCCACUGCGUAGUGUAUACUAACAUCGUUCUGCCAAGGUAGGAAGCCCCUGACCCCCAAGCAGCGGUGCCACUCUUCCAAGCCUCUUGGUGCACAAUAAACCUAUUGCUUGAAGCUUUGAACAGCUGAGAAGUGGUCUGGAGAGGCAGAAGCUGAAGGUUCUAUAUCCAGUGUGUUUUAUGUACAGAACGUAAGAGAGUUGUCUAAGCAGAAGCUGAGAGAGAGCGGAGCCUAUUUCUGGCCACUCCUGUUGACAGUGCACCUGAAGGGCCGGGAUGCGCUUUUCUUGGUGUUGCAUGCUCACAACUCUCCUGACAUUGUGAACUGAUGAGAGAAAACUGGGGAAAGCACAGGUACUGGACAGAUGAAUUCUAGUGUGACUUGUGACUGUGAGGUUUCCUAGGACAUAUUUAUAAAUGUUACUCAGGUUAAAAGUAUUUAAGAAUACAGUUACCUAAUUGUAAAUAUGCUGUUAACCAAAAGAGCUUUCCCUCCCCCACUUUUUCCUUUGUAAACAUUCACGACUGCUUCUCUGUCUCUGGAGUCAUCUCUGCAUCAACUCCCCUUUGUGGUCGCUAGAGGGCUCUCUGAUGCCUUCUAAAAGAGAAACUGCUUUUUUCCCUGCCCCCUGAAGAGACAGGGUCUCACUAUGUGGCCCAGGCUGGUCUCAAACUCCUGGCCGCAAGUGAUCCUCUUGCCCUUGGCCUCCCAAAAUGCUGGGAAUACAGAUGUGAGCACUGCACCCAGCCCACUUUUUUUACUCUGAAGCAAUUCCAGUCGUCUGUGUGUAACUGCAUCUUAUGAGAAGAGCACAAAUAUUGCUGUUCCAUGGUCUCCACUUUCAUUUUCCACCACAAAUGAAAAGCAAUUUUUGAGACUGAAUCUGUUGCUAUUUUAAAGGUUAUUGUGGGAAACCGAGCUAAAGGAGUUAGCAUCUUUAUUUUUGUAUCAAAGAUAAAGGUUAUUUUGAAAUUAUUAGGAUUUUUACACAAUUCUGAAAUCUGUUGCUUUUAUAAACAAAUUGUUUGAACUUACUGAUCCCCGCACUACCACCACCAAUUCACUUGACAAAGCCAGUAUGAGUCUACCAGACUGUUCUGAAAAACAGAAACAAACACCGGAUUAAACUCUUGAGUAUGGCAUAGGAAUUUUUUAAAAGAAUGCAUUCAAGGAUUCUUUUCCUUUCCUUCAGUGUCAUUAAUGUUAAAAGAAAAGUCACUGUUUUGUUGAAACAAACAGCUUAACUUCAGAAAUAAGAACUAGCACACUUAGACAAACAGGAGAGCAGGGGUUCAAAGCCAGCUGUUGAAGAGCAUCCCUGCUGUCUUAAGCAGCUUUUUCCCCAUAGUGCCUAUAGUUUCUAAAGAAACUCAACUUCCUAACUGUGUUAACUUAAUUUUAUUAGAACACUACAGUUGAGUGAGAACGUGCAGAAGAUGUCAACGGAAGAAAAUGUUGUGCUAAGAUAAUGGCCUCCUGCUGCUGCCUAAAUGCUGAAAGGAGGUUGAGAUGUUUCUCGAGGCUAACUUCAUGAAAUCACUGUUGAGUGACUUAAUUGUAUCCCACCAAUUACUGCUGGUGACUUACUCUUGUACAGUGUUUGCAUAGCAGAGUGAAGGUUACUUAUUACCCUCUUUCUCUCAAGUGCUUUAAAGAAGAAACCUCAUGUUUCUUUUUUUUCUUUUUGAGAUGGAGUCUCACUCUUUUGCCCAGGGUGAAGUGCAAGUGGCAUGAUCUUGGCCCACUGAAACCUCCACUACCGGGUUCAAGCGAUUCUCCUGCCUCAGCCUUCUCAGUAGCUGGGAUUACAAGCAUGUACCACCAUGCCCAGCUAAUUUCUGUAUUUUUAGUAGAGACGAGGUUUCACCAUGUUGGCCAGGCUGGUCUUGAACUCUCGGCCGCAAGCAAUCCGCCUGCCUCGGCCUCCCAAAGUGCUGGGAUUAUGGGCGUGAGCCACUGUGCCCAGCCCCUCUCUUGUGUUUCAACCAAUUGAAAGCAAUUUUAACUAGAUGUAGUAACCUUUUUUUUUUUUUUUUUUUUUUUUGCUUCUAAAAAAGUUACCGUUUACUGAUAAAGUUAGGUCUGGCUCUAUCCUAGAGGAAAUAAAUUCAGUAUUAAUUCAUGUCUAAAUUACUUGGGUUAAAAGUCUUUCAGCCGUCCAGAUUAAUUAAAGUGGAACAGUGGAGGCCCCUGGCUGGGAGAUGGCCUACAGAGGAGCAGCUGUGGGGAAUGUUCUGAGCUUAGAGACAGAGGUGACUUGGUGUCUCUGGUGAGAGGUGGGUCUGAUGUGGCUCUGCCCUAUGCUGGUCUCUCCUUUAUAAAAUCCUCUAUGGUCAGCUGACUCCUGCAUAUCACAGUGGAAUAAGACUGCACAGUUGCUGGUAGGUGAGUUUAAAGUCUUAAUCUAUGCAUUCAGAGAAAUAUUUUUAUAUGCUUUGUGUAAUUUAUAACAAGGAUUUUUUUUUAGCUUUGUUAACUGUGAAUUCACCCCUCCUUCCCCACUGCAUAUUUAAAGCAUGUGUUCACACUGUGUGUAAACAUUCACGGAAGAUUUUCUCUUUGUGCAUUGCUGACUGUUCAAACAUAACAAGUAUUAUUAAAAUUAAAUAUUAACUGACCAA
This is a messenger RNA of Cebus imitator (Panamanian white-faced capuchin), 4078 nucleotides long. It is a transcript of the gene ANKRD40, whose product is annotated as ankyrin repeat domain 40. The record is from RefSeq and is a predicted model, not a curated record. Lineage: Eukaryota; Metazoa; Chordata; Mammalia; Primates; Cebidae. Bases 255 to 1352 code for a protein of 365 amino acids. The transcript has 5 exons. Gene Ontology annotation, molecular function: protein binding.